AUGUUUUUUAUAAAAAAAAAGAAUAGAAUACAUUUGAAUACACCUUUCAAAGGAAUUAUAUAUACAUAUUUAUUUAGUAAAAAAUGUGAUAAAAUUGAAAAAAAGAAGUUCUUUACAACAUUUGAACAAGAUUCAAGUAAAAUAAACAAUAAUUUAGAAGGAGAUUUAAAAAAAUUUUUAGAACAAGAAAAAAUAAAAUUAGAAACUUUUAAAAAAUUAGUUCUAAAAAUAACACUAAAAAGUAAUGAUGCUUCUAUUGAAAAUUUAUUAUUAAUGUUAGUAUUAUUUAAUAAAAACUUUUUUUAUUUUCAAGAUCAUUUUCCUUGUAAUUAUUAUGAUAAAAUUUGUUUAAACCUUUUAAAUAACAUAAAGUUGAAAAUACACUACUUAUAUACAUGUAAAAUGUUAAUUCAUACAAUGAAUAUUUUAAUUAAUUUAAAAUUAAUUGAUAAUUUUAUAUUAGAUUCAUAUAUGAAUAAAUGCUCUUCUUUUAUAAAAACUGAUGAAUACAAAAUAAAUGAUCUUGUGUGUUUCCUUUCAAUUUUUAGCAAAAUAAAUAUUCUUAAAAACGAUUUAAAAUUUAAAAAUUUGAAACGCUUAAAUUGGCCUUUAAUAAAAGUUAUUUGCGAUAAGUUAACGUAUAAUUUUGAAGAGCUAUUUAUUUUACAUAAAGAUAAUUCUUAUUCUUUUAAUUUAAAGAAAAGAAAUUGUGAAGAGAUUAAAAUACUUUCAAAUAAUAUAAGGAAUAAAGAUAAACUAAAUAAAAAAAUAAGUAAUUAUUAUAAUGAAACUACAAUGAAGAAUAGAUUAAAAGAUGUAUGCAUAUAUGAAAAAAAUGGUAGUAAUGUAGACAAAAAUAAAAAAAUUGUAAAAAAUGAAAUAGUCACAAAUAUAAAAAAAAGCGAAAGAAAUGAUAAUAUAAAUAAUCCUAUUUUGUAUAAUAAUAAAAUUGAUAAUGUAACAUCUAUUAGUGAUGAAAAGAUUUUUCUUUUAGAAAUAUUACUUAGUAUUAGUAAAAGCUUACGAGAUUUAAAAUAUAUUCACUUAAGUUUAUUAAAUGAGGUUGUAUAUCAUUUAAAAAAUGCAUUUCUUCAAACAAAUGAAAAUUCCGCUUAUAUCGAUCAUAAUUUAGUAAAUAAAAUUUUUUUUAUAAUGCAAUGCUAUUUAUUUUUGCAGUUAGACCAUCAUAUGUUCUAUAAAAGUAUAUUAAAUACGUUCAAAAAUUAUUUGCAAUUUUCAACUAAUUUAAUAGUUUUUUUUUACUUAUUAGCAAAAAAUAAAUUAUUUCCUUCUAAAACUAUUGAAAUAUUUGAUUCCAUAUUUUUAAAAAAUAUGAAUGAUCAAUUAUAUGAUUCAAAUAGCUUAAUUAUUCUUUUAGAAUCAUAUGGAUUACAUAAAUAUAGAAAAAAUAAUGUAAUUACGUCUUUAUUAUUUCAUUUAUUUUCACAAAAUAAUUGUCUUUUAAGAAAAGAUAAAAUUGCUCAUAUCUCUAAUAAAGAACAAGAAGUUUAUAUUUCAGAAGACAAAUCUAAUAAUUAUAAUAAUACAAGUAAUUCAAAAAACACAGAGAAUAUUGAAAAGCAUUUAAUAGAGCAAACAAAUAAGAUUAAAUCUGAAAAUCAUGGUUAUUCAUCAUCAGAUAGCAUCAUUAGUAAAAAGAAUGAAAUAGAUAUUAAUGAAAAAUUAAACGAUUUAAAUAAAAUGAUAUAUGAAUCAAAUAAAGAAGUAAAAAAUUAUUAUUUUAAUGCUUCUAUUAAUGUAAGUGAUAAAAUAAAAAUAUUAUAUUGUUUGUUUAAAUUAGAUAUAUAUGAAGAAAAUUUAAUUAAGGAUAUAAAUUAUAUUAUAAAUGAAAAUGUAAUACAUCAAAUAAGUUAUAAAUUGCUAAUAAAAUUAUUAUUAAGUUUAUGUUAUUUUUCCUUCGAAAAUGUAGAUAUAUAUAAUUUAAUAAUUAAAAAUUUAAUAAAAUAUGAUAUAAUUUUAGAUAAUAUUUAUUUAACUCAAUUAAAAAUAUGUGAAUUAUCAUUGAGAACCCAACAUGUUCCAAAUGUAUAUAAUAAUUUAAAUGUUGAAUGCAUAGAAUAUAUAAAUUACAUUAAAAAUAAGGACAAAAGUAUAGAAUAUCACAUUAAAUCAGAUUUACAAAAAAGUGUAAAGAAUAUUCUUUUAACUUUUAAUUUAAAUACACUAGAAGAAGUACCCAUAGGUCCUUAUGUUGUUGAUUUUGUUGAAGAAGAUGAAACCACUUAUAAUAUGCCAAAAAAUUAUCUCAUUAACAAAAAAAAAGAAUUAUCAAAAAUUGAAAAUUCAUCAAAUAUUUCAAAUAUGUCUGAUACAAGAGACACUAUAAGCAUAAAUAAUGUGGACUCAGAUUACACAGGAAAAAAUUACAUCUUAAAUAAAGAAAUUAAUAACUUCAACAGUGAAGGAAAAAAUUGUAAAAAUAAAAAAAAAAUAAUAAUAGAAGUUAAUGGAGAAAAUCACUUUUAUAAAAAUACCAAAUGUUAUACUUCAUUAUCAAAGCUAAAACACAAACUCCUAAGUGAUUUAGGUUAUGUAGUUAUUAAUAUACCUUACUUUGAUUGGGGAUUAUUAAAAACGGAUUUAGAUAAAAAAGCAUAUAUAAAAAAAUUAAUAUCUGAAAAUUCUAACGUCAAACUAAGAAGUAUAUUACCUCUUAAUCAAAAAAAUGACACCUUGAAAACAAGUGAAUUAUCAAAAAUUAAUGAAAGCAUCCAGCAGUGUAAAAAAAAAAAAGAAUUUUUAAGUAAUAUUGAAAAUUUAAGAAAAAAAAAUAAAUUAAAAUUUUUAAAAAAAAAAAGUAAAAAUAUAUAG
Molecule: messenger RNA, 2832 nt
Organism: Plasmodium gallinaceum
Lineage: Eukaryota; Apicomplexa; Aconoidasida; Haemosporida; Plasmodiidae
Product: RAP protein, putative
Exons: 1
Coding region: 1-2832 (943 amino acids)
Source: RefSeq, a predicted model, not a curated record